AACUAGCUCUGCGCGGUCGAACCGCCAGUUUUAUCGAACGCUUAGUUGCGGUUGGUUAUGCGCCUCCUCAGUUAGAAUUCUCAGUUUGUGUAUUCUUACAGUAUACAGCGUGCAGUAACGUUUAACUCCAGCAACGCUUGCUUCCAUCGUGUAUCAUCCUGUUCGGGGUGAACAAAAAAAAGUGACCUCCAGCUGGUGGUGACCCUUUGGAAUGCUGUGCCGUGUCCCGGAGGCAAUUUCGAAAGAAUUUCUUCCCGCACCAAGUGAUGUGUCGGGUCGAUCCGCACACGCGAAGGGCGCUGGUGGGCAUGAAAUGGUGAUGAUUUUAUGAUUGAGUAUCAUGCAAAGUGAGCAUAGGCAGCGAGUGCGUGUGUGAAGGGAAGCCAAGCUUUUUUGGUGUUGUGUUUUGUAUUGAUGGAAUAGCCGGUGGGCGCGAGUGAGUGAGUGAGUGAGUGAAAGAUCACAGCCAGUGAGCAGAGUGUGAACAGGCGGUGAAAGGGCUCAAAGGUGAAGCAAAGUAACCAUAGGCGCAAAAAAACCGUGUGUAUGUGUGAGUGUUUUUGUGGCGUCUGUCUUUGGGGUGUGGAGUUUUUGGUUGGCAGUGCGGCUUUUCGAAGCGGAAGUGCGUCAAGGUGUAAGGAUUGUUUCAACGGAGCGCGCCGAGUCUCCCGCGUAACGGUGCACUGGCACGCGCAUGCCUACCCUUUUUGCUUUGGCCCAUUGCCUACGUCCAUAGAUACGUGUGUGUGUAUGUGUGUGUGUAUGACAGAGAGAGAGAGAGAAAGAGUUUUUUGUUCUCCUGCUGAACGUAUUCGACACGACUAAGAGCAGCUUCGCUGGAAACCCGGCUGAAGAAGCAUUCAGAAUUUGAAACCGCCCCGCAGCUCUAGACCGUAAUGACACAAAAUGCAACAUCGCCUAAAAUAUGACCAGCCAACCGCAACCAGACAAAUUGGGAAGGAACAUGAAAGCGCUUCCAUCGACUAUGUGGAACAGAGCGAUACCGGAAAAUGACUACAUCCAGCUCGGCACGUUACGCUAUGGUGUUCGCCUAUCCAAUGCCGGACUGCUGGACGGUGGAAAGCCGAGCCCGAAUGCCGAAUUUCCCGACGCGAACCCCCGCACGUCCGUCACCUCGUACGAAAACACGAACGGUGACAACAGCGUAGCGGGAACGAGCAGCAUCAGCAGCAAUGGAGACAAACCGAACUGCUGCUGCAUCGGUUCGGGCGGCGUGGAAAUGCCUUGGACUACUAGCUACACCCGUACCAAACUGCCAGUUCCUAGUAGCAUAGCUAAGAAUAGAAAAUCAUCUCCCUUCGCAUCGGCAUCGGUUGGUUUGGCCGGAGUGGAGGGCCACCAUCAACAGCAGCAGAGGUAUCCACCGUUGGCGCCUGGUCGAACCAACGGGAACAGCUUCAGUCAGUCAACGCAAUCGCACGACCGCGGAAGUGACGAUUACGCCUUCGGGACAGAGUCGGUGCACGAACCAAGCUACGGGAGUGGACUCGCCAGUAGCAACAACGCCAACGGCCGCAGCACGAGCAACAACGGCAACGGCAUUCACCAUAAGGCGGAACGGGAAAGCAACGGCGAUCAUCAACAAUUGUUCGAGGAUACGGUGCGUCAGCUUCAGCAGCAAGAUACCUCACCGCGAUGCUCAGCGGUGGUGUGCUGCUACAGCAACAGCUUUGGCUCAGGAAGCAGUAACAAGAAACAGCACGGUGGGCAGCGCGAAAGGCGGGAAAGGCAGAACCAGCAACCGCAAAGGGAGGAUAACUCGCACGAAUCGCCUGUAUCUAGUGAAGUGUAUCAUAAUGCAGGCAGUGGUCGUCAGCAGUCGCCACACAAGCAGCAGCAGCAGCAGCAGCGAUUUGCUGCCACCGUCCUAGAUCGUCACGAUGGACCAGAGCAUCGGAGUGCCAGCAAUGGACGGCACGAAGCUGCCCGCGGUACGAACGUAAGCAGCGAGCUCGACGAUGCAGAUGAUGCCGAUGUUGAUGAUGAUCUUUCGGCGCUGGUUAUUGUUGGUGGCAACGGCAGACUCGACAUCGGUCCGUACGGCGGUGUAAUAUCAAGUGGCAGUGACUAUCGAAACGGGGGUGAUGAUUUAAAUUUAAAUUCGAAAAACGCACCACGGCAGCAGCAGCGUCCGGUGCCGCAGCCAAGCUGGCAGGUGCAGGGGCAGGGCGAUAGAACCGAUGUGAACAUAAAUAAUUUCGAGAAAAGGAAAAUAUCAGCCGAACUGCACGGCGGUGGAGCGAGCUCCACCAGAUCUGUGGUUGGCUCACGGUACGGGGACAGUGGUGUUGGUGAUAGUGGUGGUGCCAGAAGUAGCAUAAAGCAAACUCCCUCCUUCACGCAGGCAGGGGGCGUCGCUGGUGAUCUUUGUGUUGACGAGCUUUCCUCCACCUCGUCGGUGUCGCCGCGGGCUGCCUCGCCGCUGCCGCAGCACGCGCCUGCCGGUGGCGCGGUGACGCAUGUUCCUGCGUCCUGCGAGCUUCCGGCUGCAUCCUCGCCGCUGCAGGCCCAUCCGCCACCGAUUUCGACGCCGUUCGGGCAGCGGCGUCGCGUACUGCAGCCACCGUCCUCGUUGCCGGUGGUGAAAUCGUACAGCUUCCAUCGCGUCCCGUCGGACGCGAUCGGGUACGCUUCGCCGACGAAGGGCGCGUCCAGAUCGCCUGCCGCCGCCGCCGGCGUUGGUGGCUGCGGUCAGCUGUUCUUCGAUGGUCCGCUGCUGAGCGGUCCCGGCAGAAAUAGAUCGUUUCGCAACGCAAAUCACUCGCGUCGCUUGCAGUACGGCCAGCUGGACGAGACGGGCCGGGCGGAGAGGCAGAACGGGUGCGUGCGGGACGAAAUAGGUGGAGAAGCGCUAUACUUUCGACCGAACGUGACGCGCAAAUCAUCGCUCCCGGUGCUGGGCGGCAGUGGCAGCUACAGCCCCGGCGGCAGCGCCCGCAAUCUCAAGUGCAGCGAUGCGAUCAACGAGAUCCGCCUGCAAUCGCUGAACAAGUACUGCAACAAGCUGCUGAGCGCGGCCACGGGUACGGCGGCCGUCAUCGCCUCGCCAUCGUACCGGGGCGGAGGUGCGACAAGCACCGGCAGCACCGACGCCAACCGGACGCCGACCGUUGGCGGCACCCACGGCCGCACGCAACGGCGUCCGAUCGAUGAACUGGAGGAUCUUAGUUUCAUUGACUCGUCCGAUCUGUCGUCGGUUGGGGACGACAUCCACAUCAACAACGGCACCGAUUGCGAGCGCGAGUGUAGGACGCAACAGCGCAAACAGCAUCCGUCGAUCAUCGCCGGCGCACCGGCCCACCCAACCACGCCGCCAGCCGUCGGGGCAGCGGGUGAUGGCACACGGCCAACCGUAGCGGACGGUCGCAAACCGUUCGCGCGUGGUGGUGGUGUUGGUGUUGGUGGUGCCACUGUCGGGUUCGCGCAUUGUAACAAUUACAGCAGCUCGUCCUCGGACGAGCUGAGCAGUGUGUGUAGUAGUGGCGUGGAGCCGCUAGCGCUCGCCUGUGACAGUGCCGAAUCGCACCGACGCAAUAGUGACCAGCAGUGGCAAUCGCAGCAGCCGCUGGCAGUCAAGUAUCGUACGCAGUGCAACCGCCACGACAGUAACGCCAGCGACGACUACCAAGCGGCACCGCACGGUGAACAGCUGCGAGUGGCUGGUGUUGGUGGCGCUUUGCAUACGAGCUCGGCCAGCAGCUCCGCGCUAGCGUGCCCCGGUUCGGAAAACGGUGGCGAAGUUUGCGUUGGCAGUGAGAGUGGACGGCUGAGCGCAACUGGCGGCAGUAGUGGACGCAGUGAUAGUAAUAACAAUUACCAUAGGGGUAGUAGUAACGGUGAUAGCGAACAGCAGCAGCAACAACAGCAUCAACAACAGCACCAAGAGCAGCAGCAGCAGCAGCAGAAAUAUACUACAGUGUUGUCUAAUAAUAGCGCUGUGAAAAGUGUCUGUGUCAGUGGUGUUGGUGGCGAACCCGGACGACCAGGUGGUAUCGGCGAGCAGACGCCGUAUGACCGCGCGGUGACGGAUGAUUGCUACCCGCCCUCGUCGUCUUAUGCUACGGUCAGGACGCUGGGGUACGGUUCUGCCUGCUCAUCGCCGGACAGUUCGCCUGCACACCACGCUGGGUUAAACUGCUUUGGAAGAAGCAACACCCAAUUCCAUGUUGCGACUGGCGGUACAAACGACAGAUCGAUAAUGGAAAAACGCAACAAUACGUUGGAUCGUUUGCAAAGGUUAGUUAAAAAGACCACUUCGAGCUCAGCGGACAAGCAGCCAAGCAGCAGCGGAGCAGCAGGCACCAGUGGCAAUGCUGCGACGGGCGCAACCAAAACGGAACGGCUCCGAGAGCUGACGGAAUUGCUGAAGGGCAAUCGGGCACCGCCUGUGCCACCUCCGCGGCGCUCGAAGCAUGCUCACAGCGUGGAGCGCACCCUGGAUCGGCGGAACACGGCCCUGUCAACGUCUAGUCUUAUCGAUACUGGCUUCCUGCACGGCUCAGAAUCGGCACCGGAAUCACAGCUUCUCAAGGCGAAAGAAUCACGCUCCGUCGACAUACCGUAUCGCUUCGGAGAAGGCAGUGGGCAGCGCAUGUCGACCCCUAGCUCACCGCUGACUGAGCAUAAGCAGAUCAACCUGCGGGCGAACGUGAGCACUUCAAACCUGGAAAGCCUGCGCGAGCUUCCUCCGGUGGUAGCGGUUGGGGCAGACGAGUGCAAAUCGGAAGCGGGCCCAAAAGAUGACGACGAACUGUUUGCUAAGCUGUCGCGGCCCGAGUCUCGUACGAUAGUUGGAUCUUACACGCAGAAAACGAUUCCGUUUCGGAGUGCCUCCUUCUCCCAGGUGGACUAUUCCUCGGGCAAGUAUAUCCGGUCGGCGCUGGGAGCGCUGAAGAACAGCAUCCUGAAAAGCAAGGACCAGCAGCAGACCAGCGUCGAUAGCAACACCAUACCGCGCCAGUCGUGCAAGGUGGUCGAGGCGGCUAGAAGCUGCAGCCCUACGGAGCUCCGUGGAGGACAGGUGGACCGGGAGCCACAAGCAUCGGCACAGCCAGAAGAAACCGAUGUGGCAAAGUUGACGAUAAAAAAGACGGAGCUCAACAUCAAUCUAGCUCCGCUGGACGAUUACGGCCGGUACUAUGAGGACAGGAUCGACGGGGCUAAGGAUCUUGCGUCGAAUCGUAACUCAGACAUUGAAACGAUCGUAGAGGACCCGGUAGCCGAGCACAAUGAGAAUGUGGAAAAUGAGGGCAGCGGAGUUCAGCAGCAUGCCAACUUGAGUGUGAUGCAGGCAUCAGAAAUGGUCCUGGAGCCGCUGGUGGAAGAAGGCAUUCCCAUCACGCCUGCGUCCCUGUCCAAGGAUGACGAGUGCUUGCAGCAGGCCACAACCUGCCUAAUCCCGGUGCCAGUGUACGAUUGUGUGGUGAGCGAGUGGAGCACGGCACGGCCGUCGGAGCAGUGGAUAGAUGCCUCCACGACGGAGUACGGCAAGUUUUCCGACUGUCUGGGAAGCAUUAAGGAAGUGAACGAGAACGCAGUGAACGAAACAGCUUUAGCUGCCGAGCCGGAACCGUUGGCGGAGGAAAACUUUCACGCGGAAAAGAUCACCGUGGAGAGUCCGCCCCAAAUCAUUGAACCGCAGGAAAGCGUCGAGCUGUCCGAGGACGGCGGCGGGUCUGACCUUGCCGACACAAACGAAGGAAGCAAUGGGUCGGACGAGGGAAUGAUGAUCUGCACUCCGCCGGUGUCUAUCAUUUGUACCGAGCCGGAAAGCAACGAGUUUACCACGAUCGUGGACGGCAGCGGCUCGACGCACAAGGUGUCCGUUGUGCUGGGCGAUGGUAAUGAGGUGGAGGUAGUGGAGGUACGUAAAAGGCAUAGCAAUAAUGAAGAUAUGGGCGAUCCGCAGAACUCGCGCCUAUCGAACGAUGUGGAUGAAAAGCGACGCCUGGAGUCGAGAAAGUCGCGCCGGAAAGGUAUCUACAUCCAGUGGCCGGCAAUCGAUGCUAACAACGAACUGGAGUCGGACAACAACGAUAGUGCCGGUGGGACGACGGCUGACGACGUCAACGUGAGCUGGAACCCGCAACAUUUGGGACAGGUGAACGAGAAAGACUCCAGCCUGGAUCUGAGCGGCGAAAGCUUUACCGAUCUCAGCGGGAAGGAUGCUGUUGGGUAUGCGAAUGAUCGGGAGAGUGCCGUCCAUUCCCCCGAGCGCUAUCUGCUAGAUCCGACCACACCCGAUUCGGAUCCGGGCAAACCGAUCUGGCCCAAGGGUAGCAACCGCCGGCAGAGCUUAACCUACCAGAGCUCGGACGAGAAGGAUGAUACAUUGCCCGUGCCGGCACUGCCGGUGCGUACGCUGAAAACGCUUCUGUUACGCUCGGACUCGGUGUCGGACAAUGAGAGCGAUCGUGCUUCGUCGCGUGAUCGUACCAGCGCGUCACCGGCACCGGGCGGCACCGAGGCAGAUCUGCGCCGCUACUCCAAACGACCACUGCGCGGACCGUACGGACAGAUGCUGGAAGCGGAAAUGAAGAAACCGACCAGCAAGGUGCAGUAUAACGAAAUCCUAGAAGAGCUAACGCGCAACGAAAGCCAAGGUGGCAAUCCAAGCGUGGCCAGGAAUCGGGGCGCCGGAAGCCAGUCAAUGGACGAAACGAACGAUCGGCAUUCCGGGAAGGCCGGCUCCAAGCCACGUAAAGCAAGCGCCAAUCUACCGGUGCCAACGCAUGUACGGACCGCGUCGAGCCCGUCGAAGCUGUCCGACUCGUCCAGCUCGUAUUCCGCCAGUCCGUCGAAGCGCUACCUUUGCAAUAUAGAGCAGCGCAGCACGGACUCGGACAAGUCCGACAAGUCCCUGACCGGUGCGGGUAAGCUGGAGAGCAAAAAGUACUCCUUCGACAGCCAUCUCACGGACAAGUCGCUGAAACGCGGCGGCUCGGACGUGCACGAAAAGCCGACCAAGCAGCGCAGUGUCUCAAGUGCAAGUGAUAAGCAGCAGAAGCGCAGCCUGGAUGAGGUCCGGUUGUUGCAGAACAGUCGUACACCGUCGGAGCGCAGCUUUACGCUGCUGAACACGCCCGAAACGCCGAAAGGUUUGGCCGCAUCGCCGGAACUGUUGGCGGAGUUGCUGAAGGGCUCGAGCGAAAAGCUCAUCACGGAGCAGUUGACGGGCGGUGGUGGUGGCAGCGGCGGUGGGCGUGGAAGUAGUGGAGGAAAUGCCAGCAAUGCCUUACCGUCGGCGGUGCUGAAUUGUUUGGAUACACGAACUCAUGUGGUGGUGGAGCUGUUCAACACCGAAAAGUCGUACGUAGAAUCACUACAGACGAUCGUACUGAAAUACCUUAAUCAACUAAAGUCUCCGGAAAAUGCUGGCCUAGUAGAUGUGCAGACGGUGGACGAGAUAUUCUUUAUGGUUCCGGCGAUUCUGAACAUCCACGAACGAUUUUUGGAGGAGUUGCGACGCCGAUUGGACUCCUGGGACAAGAUGCAAAUGAUUGGCGACGCGUUCGUAGACGUGUUUUCCCGACCGGUAAUACUCGACACGUACACCUCUUUCGUAAACAACUGGAAUAGAGCAAAGGAUGCAAUCCGUAGCACGCGACAAAAGUGUCCCGCAUUUGCAAGGUUUCUGGAAGCCAUGGCACGGGAACACAAGGGCAAACUCUCGCUGGACAACCUGCUGAUCAAACCCGUGCAAAAGUUUCCAAACUACGAACUUAUCUUCACAAGACUGAUUAAGCACACGGAUGUGACACACCCGGACCAGAAGCCGUUGCAGGAAGCGUUAAAGCUUGUACACGACAUACUUAUGUUUUUGAAUUGCAAGGAGAAGGAAGCGCUGGAGAAUGGGCAACGUGAAACGGCACUGCGCGAACUGGAGGGUGUGAUUGAGGGUAUGAACGACCUGGUGACGCCCGAGCGAGCCUUCCUGCUGUUCGACCUGGUGUCGAUGCCUUCGGGGCAGGUGACGCGCAAAGAGCGUGGCUUUUUCCUCUUCAACGACCUUCUGGUGAUAACGAGCAUCAAGCGAAGGAGUGGAACGAUACGAAAAACCAAUAUGACCUGUCCGGGCAGCGUUGCGUCGACGUUGGAUACGAACAAGUAUAAAUAUCUCACGAAGAUUUCGCUGGACGAUUUGGAAAUUGUGAAGUCUAAAGAUGAGAAUGUCAGACGCAUCAUGAAGGAGAUCGAACAUCUCACCGAGGAUAGUAGCAAGCUGAUCCAGAUUUCCGACCUAACCGCCAGCUUACGAUGUCCCCACGGGUCGUUGGAGGAGGCAAUCCGGGAGCUGCAGCGUGAAAUUCAGCGCCAGCUCGCAGAACGCCAAACCAACGAUGCGCAGCUGAAUGUGUUGGAGUUGACGUGGAACACUUCCAGUGGUAUCCAAAACAUGACGGUAGUGUUUUCGAAGCCCGAAAAACGCACCCAGUGGGAGGAGAUCUUUGCGGAGGCUAAGCAGAAACUGGCAAACAGUGUGGAGCGAUGCCAAAUACCGGAGUUUUUCGUAUCCGUGCCGAUCCGUAAGACACGGGCCGGUCUGCAAUUCACCUGUGCCUCGCCGACGCUCGGCGUGCAGAAGGACGUGUGGGUGUGCAACAGCGAUGGGUACGUGGGUCAGGUGUGUGUGCUCAGCCUAGUGCCAGAACCGUCCGUAACGAGCUGUAACGGUGUGUGCAAUGCACGCAUACUGUGCGUCUCGUCGGUGCCGGCAAGUGAAGAACGUGUACCAAACUCAUCCUUGCUGAACGUCAAUAUAGCAAUCGUGGAUGCGUCUGUUAACAGCGGCGUAUCGAACAGACCGAACAACGCUACCGUUGCUAGCUCCCCUUCCAAAGUGGUCGAACGUAAGGGUUCGUUCAAAUCAACCGAAAGUAGUAGCAGCAGUACACCACGGGCGUUAAUCAACAACGACUCCAACGUUCAGCUCGAUUCCGGCAGCUCUAGUGAAGAAUCGGACGCCGAAAGUCAGCCGGAACGUGUUGCGUCGAAUCAGUCGUGCGCUACCAGCGCUUCCCUAACGCCAAACCACCGACAGCAGGAUUCGACGGCUAGCACGAACGCAGCCGAGGAGACGGAAAAUCAGCAAUCGACCAUGUGGCUGGGCACCGAGGACGGUUGCAUACACGUGUACAACUGCACCGACAACAUUCGGAUCAAGAAGAACAAGAUAAAGAUACCGCACGUGAGUGCAGUGUACUCGAUCCUGUACCUAGAUAAUCGUGUCUUUGUAUCCCUUGCGAACGGUGAUAUUUGCGUGUAUUCAAGGGAUCGAACUGGUUGGAAUGUCUCAUCUCCACUGACGGUGACAGUCGGUACAGUGAGCAAUCCCGUCGUGAAGCUGCUUAACGUACACGGGAAGCUGUGGUGCGCAAUACAGGGAACUAUAAAAGUAUUAAACACGAAAACUUUACAAAUCGACAGCCAAAUUCAAAUAUCGAACGACUCCAAGCCAAUCACAAAUAUGACAGUAUUAAACGACUACGUGUGGAUUUCUGUGCAGAACUCUGCCCACAUCAAAUGUUGCCAUCACGAAAGCUUUGAGAUAAUUUUUGAGGUAAACUUAGCACCCUCCGUGAACAAGAUGCUCUCGAACUGUGAUGACAUCAUCCGGCAGCAUAAAGCCGCCUGUCUGCGGGUGACCUCGCUGCUGGCUUGCAAGGACCUAAUUUGGGUCGGCACCAGUGCCGGUGUACUGCUCACGAUAGGCGCUCACAACGUUGCCAAAGGAUCAUCGAUGCCGGCAGUGACAGGUCUUCCUCACGGCCAUACGGGGCAUGUGCGGUUUUUGACGUUUGUCGAAUCGCCGGACGGGGACAAUGCAGAGCUGUUGGCAUCGGAAGGAAGCAUCCCGUCUGGCGGUGGACCAUCGACUCAGCCGGGCGGAAAGUCUAACAAAGCGUCCCAACAGCAAGACCUGCUGGUUAUAUCCGGCGGCGACGGGUACGAGGACUUUCGAAGCGCAGGGAACAACACGCUGAGUGAGGUGGCGGGUCGCGAAGACAGCACCAAUCACCUGUUGCUCUGGAAGGUGUGAAAUCCUGCGCUGAAAAGUGACUCGUUCCACUAGUUUGUUGUUUUUCUUUUGUAACCUUUGUUUGAAUACCAGAGCACUAGGAAGGCUCCAAAAAGGUAUCUCCGGGUGGCAUCAGUGACGAUGCAAUUUUUUGUUUUGUUGUGAUGCAAGCUGGUCUUGCAGAUUUGUUUUGCCAUUUUGUGUUGCUUAGGCCUCGUUUCAACCGCCACACGGUGGGGUAUGUGAAGCCUUUUUUUAACGAUUUUGAAACCAAGUGCAUGUAGCAAGCACAGUUGCUAUUGCCACAAGACAAUAAGAACACGAUGAUGUCAACUAACUGUGCAUAAACACCCAAGGGGCAAAGGUAAAGGUGUGUGCAUUGGGUCGCUUUCGCCCCGCACCUGGAUACCGGUUCCUGUUCGUUAGCCACACGCGCUGACUGCACUAUUCCAGUGUACUUGUGCGAAUAUUAUCGUACGCCCAAGUACACCGUUGUGCUUAGCCCGUUUUGUUUUUGAGUGUAUUAGCCAAGAUAGAAUCCUUCUCGUAUUAUUGUAGCCUAUUGCAAACAGAUAAAAGUUACCGGCAUCAACGCUAGAUAUUCCGCUGCUAUAAUUAAAUAAGCCUUUUCCGUUGUUUCGUUUCGUGUAUCGAGCGUAAUCUGUGCACAAUUUUAACUAUCGAUCAUACCCUCCCUCAUAAUACAUAGUACAGUGUGUAAGACUAUCAAUAUAUAUAUAGUAGCACCUAACACUGUACCGUGACUAUUUAUAAACCAUGUUUAUAAUCGUAAAAACACAUACGCGGCCCGAUGAGUAAACGUACGUGCUUUUGGGAACGUAGCAAGAAACAUGGACGAUGAGCGUCAUAGGCGCCAAUCCAAUCCAAAAUUGAAUCAGUUAACAGCCAAUUCGGAAGUGUGUAGGAAGAAGCCUUGCACUUCAGCUCGGGUGUGAUGUAAAUAUGAGAGUCCGCUAGUCCGAAACCCCAAGCAGCAUCAGGAGCCUGUACCCGGCCAGACGGGACUGGCCAAUGUGUGUAUACAUUCGUAACCGAAGUAAAAUGUAAUGGUAAAUAUAGGUAGAACAUUCGUACUGUGCGUUACGUUAUUUUUUGUGUUACACACAGCUCUUUAGAAAAAAAAAAACCAGCAAAUCAAGUCAUGACGGACCACGUCUGGAAAAGGGGGUGCGAGUAGCAGUGCAUCACGGUGAAGGCAAGCAGCAUGGCUGCGUUUGAAAACGUAAAGAAUUGCCCUACCCACUACCCACUGCUGGGGUCUUACUUACGCAUACAAAGUAUUCCAGAAUGAUGAUUCAUUUGUAACGCCAUAAUAACACGAAAACUGCACCGAUUGCAAUUUCGAGCAUGAAUAGAUGAAUUAAAAGGUAAACAAAUGCGAUGUGUAAACAUAUUGAUAUAGGCAUAUUAUAUUGAAACUCCCUUUAACAAUACACUCACAAGAUUAUUGUGACGAAGAGAAAAUGUAAUUCUGACUGUUAGUGUUUGCAAAGUGCUUUGCUCCGUCAGUAGUAGUGUUGUCCUAGCACUAGUGUGAAGAUUUAUUGUCAUUUAUUUUUUUGGAGUAAUUUAAUCACUCACCUGUAAACACAACAAACAUGCUACGUUACCGAACAAUUAGCCAACAUGAUAUGAAAUCCUACGUUUACUUGUGCGAUAUAUAGUUUUUGUUUCUUGUAUCGUGUUUUUAUGUACAGUGUCACCCAUAACCAAGUGGCGAAAGCAACAUAAACUUGAAGGAAUAUUAUAAAGAAACCCCCCUCCGUGAAAUAGCCAGCACCAUAGUACGAUUUAUACUACAAUUAUAACCGAUACGUGACCAGCAAAAGUGAAGAAAGAAAGAGAAAAAAGGGCGGCGAAAUACAUUUUGUCGAAAUUGA
Molecule: messenger RNA, 11940 nt
Organism: Anopheles merus
Lineage: Eukaryota; Metazoa; Arthropoda; Insecta; Diptera; Culicidae
Exons: 19
Coding region: 926-10060 (3044 amino acids)
Biological process (GO): actin cytoskeleton organization
Molecular function (GO): protein binding; guanyl-nucleotide exchange factor activity
Source: RefSeq, a predicted model, not a curated record